Messenger RNA from Colossoma macropomum (tambaqui), 4368 nucleotides. RefSeq names its product RAB, member RAS oncogene family-like 6a (gene rabl6a). The record is from RefSeq and is a predicted model, not a curated record. Gene Ontology annotation, cellular component: cytosol; nucleus. NCBI's taxonomy places the organism in Eukaryota, Metazoa, Chordata, Actinopteri, Characiformes, Serrasalmidae. Gene Ontology annotation, molecular function: GTP binding; GTPase activity.
GGCACUCGGAAUGAUGAUAGUACGGAAAUGCUGGACACAAGUAAAAGGUAAAUGAUGCUGUGAACCAUUCGGGCCGAAUCGCAAAUACUCAUGGAGAGGAAGAAGACAAUCUGUAAGAUGACACCAGCAGGGUGUAAAACAGCCAUAUAACUGUUUUCAGCAGUAAGAAUGGCUCGUACAUAUCUGUACUGGCUACAGUAAACAGUAUAAUCAACAGUUUGGUUGGCUUAGGUGACCUCCAGCUCACCUUAUGAAAACGUAUUGGUCGUCAAUAUGACUUAACAAGCUGAACAUUUGUCAGUGGGACAUUGCAAGGAUCAUAUAACAAUAGACUAGGUUUUAACUUUGCAAAGACAUUGUUAAGACACUUUGGGUCAAGAUGUUCACCGCACUGAAGAAGCUGGUCGGAUCUGAAGCAGGGCAGUUCCGGGACAAAAACAUACCUGCUGGUCUGCAGUCCAUGAACCAGAGUCUGCAGAGGCGCUUUGCCAAGGGUGUGCAGUACAACAUGAAAAUAGUAAUCCGUGGAGACAGGAACACUGGAAAGAGUGCGCUGUGGCAUCGUCUCCAGGGGAAGAAAUUUAUUGAGGAGUACAUCCCUACGCAGGAGAUCCAGGUCACCAGCAUUCACUGGAACUACAAAACAACAGAUGAUGUAGUGAAGGUGGAGGUCUGGGAUGUGGUAGAUAAAGGCAAGGGUAAAAGACGUGGAGAAAAUUUGAAGCUGGAAAACGAACCUCAAGAGUCAGAAACAGAGAUGGCUCUAGAUGCUGAGUUUCUGGAUGUUUAUAAGAACUGCAAUGGGGUGAUCAUGAUGUUUGACAUAACCAAGCAGUGGACAUUCAACUACAUCCUGAGAGAGUUGCCCAAGGUGCCCACACAUGUGCCUGUAUGUGUACUGGGUAACCAGCGGGACAUGGGUGAACACCGUGUCAUCCUACCCGAUGACACCAGAGACUUCAUCAACAGCCUUAACAGACCUCCUGGCUCCUCCUACAUUCAUUAUGCAGAGUCCUCCAUGAAGAACGGCUUCGGUCUCAAAUACUUGCACCGCUUCUUCAACAUUCCCUUUCUACAGUUGCAGAGGGAGACGCUGUUACGGCAGUUGGAGACAAAUCAGCUUGACAUUGAUGCAACCCUUGAGGAGCUUAAUGUUCAGCAGGAGACCGAGGACCAGAACUAUGACAUUUUCAUGGAAAUGAUGGAGGCACGCAAAGCCUAUGGCUCUCCUGCUCCCUCGAACAGCCAGAGCCCUUCCUCAGGCUCCCAGUCCCCCAUCGUCUUGCCUGGUGCUGCCUCCCCCAGUAACUCCAGCCCUAGCACCCCCCAGGCCCCUCUCCCUGUCCCUCCUCAGCCCCAUCCUCUACCAGACACCCAUCCUGCACACUUCCCACUUCAGUCCUCAGCACCCCCAGUACCCAAGAGCCACCCUCCCUCACAGACUUCGGAACCCACCGCUGCCACCCAUGUUGCCCAAGCAGCUCCUCCUGCUCAGAAACGAGGCUUCAUUUCCCGCCUGUUCGGCUCCUCAACUCCAGAGUCUCCAGACAAACCAGAAACAGCAGCCUGUGAGGCCCCUAAGCCCUCAGGGAAGGUACAAAAUGUGGAUGACUUUGUGCCAGAUGUAGGUCUGGACCGGAGCUUUCUGGAGGACAGUGGAGAAGCAAACAAAUCCAGAAAAAAAGCUCCGGCAGCAGCUCCUGCUCAGGACAGUGACAGUGAUGCAGAGGGGAGAGGCGGGAAUCCACUGGUCUCAGGUUUCCAGGACGAUUUGGACCCAGACGAUCAAGAGCCAUCCCGGCCUGUGAUUAAAGCAGUAGCUCCAAGCUUGGGCAUCACCCUAACUAGUGAUGAAGAAGAUGAGAAGCCUACGUCUGCUGCCGCUCACAAUAAGGACCUCAGCACUAGCUUUGACACAAAAGGAUUCACAGUGAAUUCAGCCAAGCAGCAGUCGACCAAAUCUAAACCCACCGAAAGGCCUCACAGCUUGAAAACUUCAUCCCACUCUCCAGGGCAAAAGCAUGGUCGUAAGGCAGGGGGCACAGUCAAGGCAGAAUCAUCUGAUUCUGAUGUGGAGGGUCCUGUGGCCCAGCAGAUCCUUUCUUUUGUUAUGGAUGACCCUGACUUUGAGAGCAAGGAACUUUGUGUUAUUACAAAGCAGAAGUCUCAGUCAAUUCCAGCACGAGAUGACAUUUCCGAGAAGUCAGAUGAUGGUUUUGUAUUAGCUGGGCUCGUGGAUCCCCCGAAAAUUACUCCUUCCCCUUUCAAGAGCCUCAACAGUGACAUCGACCUGUUUGACCUGGGGUUUGAAGAGAGUACACCGAAGGGCAAAGACAGCAGUGAGGACCAGGAAGACAAUGACAGCAGGCACUUCUCAAAGGACAAGAAGAAGAAGAAAAAGAAAGGCAAAGAGGAGGAUGAGAAAAGCAGUAAAAAACGACACAAACACAAGAAAAAGGACAGGGAGGAGUCUGGGACAAGUGAUGAGAAAGAAAAGAAGAAGAAGAAAUCGAAAAGCAAGAAAUCUGGAAACAUGGAUGAUCUGGAGGCCUUCCUUGCAGGAGGCAAGAGUGAGGGAGGAGACUACGAGGAACUGUAGGACUUCAACAGCCCAACCAGGGUUCGCUUUUCAGUACCAAGAUGACGGUCAGAUCAAGCCAUGCCUGGGUCCUUGUCUGUAUCAUUCCAGCUUUUCUGAUUUCACUUUUCUUCAUUGAAACCCUUUCAUCUCGCUCUUAUCUUUACUGUUUUCAGCUGUGCAAGUUUACAAUGCACCAACAGUAAUUAGUUGCACACUUUCAUCAUGUCAGUUAUUUAUUCCUCAAGUGAUUCCACAAGACGAGACUCAGCCCUGUUCAGCUGUAUCAGCUACUUAUACACGGUAAAAGGACGUGAAGUUAACUCUACACAUGCAACACUAGACCCUCAGUGGCUACUUAUUGUUUUGGAGGAGACAGUGCUAUAAGGAAAAUUUCUCUUGCUGCUUUAAAGAAUAUGAAGUAUAUUUGUUAUUUAUGUAUACCCGCCUAUUCCGUUUAGCAAUGAUGCAACAGGUGUCAAGAUGUUACACAAGGUUUUGAGAUGGGGCAUCAUGACUCGACUGGGACUCGCACGUAAUUGACUAGUGACUCGACUUGACUCUGACUCAAGACCAGCGAUUCACGACGGCUUCUUAUUCGACUGCUUCUUGUUUGAAACUUAUGUGGUGCAGUAUCGACAUUCUAGCACUGACAUUCAGCUUUUUAUUCAUCAGCCUCUUGUUCAAAUUCUCCCAUUCCACCUUAAAUGGUCAUUAUAAUGCCUCAGGCACCAGAAUGUAACUGCUGAACCAUUUAAGGUGGAACAGGACAAUUCAAGCAAGAAGCUGGCGAAUGUCCUUAUCAGAAAAUGUUACCAGCGUUAAAAGAAUGUUGAGUAUAUUUUAAUAGCCUAAAUCACCUUAUCAGGGGGGUAAAUAGUGAUAUUAAACUGAGUCUGUGCUGAAUCAACAUUAAACACGCAUUAAAACACUGAGUGCUGUACUAUGCUGUACUAAUGCUUGGUUUUAGAACCCAAAUUUAAGGAUCAUGCUCAUUAUUUAGCAUAUAUGCUGACGUCUUGAUGUCAAAGAAGCGAAAACACAUAGACAAAUGAAACUGAGAAAACAUGACCACCAUAGGCUUUUGAAAAGGGGGGCAGGUACAGUUGGUUGCAGUCUGCAGCCUCACUGUUAUAGGUUACACACUGUUCUGUUAAUGCAGUAAAUGAGUGGAUCAUUUAGUUUCUAAUCUAAUAUGUGUGACUUUGCUGCAGUCAUUAGUAGACAUUGUACCAGAUCCGUUCUCCUGCAGCUCACAGUGGAGGUUCUGUACGUCAAGUAACGAGCACUACGUACAGUAAAUGCUGCAGUAAGUGUUGGCUAGCAAGUAGCUUUGAUAGCAAGGAUGCUAACUAGCACAGUAGCUCUUAUAUUUGAAGUUUUAAUAAGUUACAGAUUACGUUCCUUUAAAACGUAAGUUUCAGCUGGAUUAGUUAGUGUGCUAACUAGCUAGAUUCUGUGCUGGAAGGCUGAACUAUGGGCUAAACUACAGUCUGACCAAACGUUUCAAACUAUUUUUGCUACAUUCCUUCAAAUACUGCAUUUAGCACAUAUAGGGCUUCAGUUCUGUCAGACUGAAGGUUUUCUAUGAUUAAAAGCUAGUUUUGAACCUGACAGAUUUUUAGUAGGGUUUUAUCUAAAAACCUGUCAAUGCUUGUAGCUAAUAAUGAUGCUAAACUAGAACACUCUACUAAAGACUUGAGACUCAUGCAACUCAUGAAAUUUCAGCCUGAAAAAAUGCACAAACAAAGCACAUUAAAUUAGGACAACCUUAACGCAGUAAAUGAAUA